GUAAGGCCCACAUGUUCAGGUGGGGCCCACAUGUUCAGGUAGGGCCCACAUGUUCAGGUGGGGCUCACAUGUUCAGGUGGGGCCCACAUGUUCAGGUGGGGCCCACAUAUUCGGGUGGGGCGGGGUCAACACCGGCCUUCCCACUCACUCAUUUCACCAUCAUCUCCCCCUGCCCACCUGUUUCUUCUGGUCUCCACCCUCAUCUACCCUUCUCCACCCACCUUUACCCCUCUCCACCAUCUUCUUCCCCUCUCCACUAUAUCUCCCUUAUUCAUCUUGCGCUCUCCACCCUCUCUCCCUUCUUUCAACCUUGGUCUCUCCACUCUCUCUCCCUUCUUUCAACUUUGUGUGGGAGUGCUGUUGCAACAGCUGCGUAUCGCAUCUCAUCCUACUCUUACCCUUUCGCCCUCCCUCUGUCGCCUUUCUUCCGGUCUGUCCUUGCUAGCGUGGGGGUGCUGCUGCUGCAGCUGCUCACGGGGUGGGAUGCUCCCUACAAGCAUGAGGAUGGGCACCACAUUCACAUCUCUGACUGGGUGCGUGCCUCCCUGUUGCUCAUGGCAUGA
Closterium sp. Naga37s-1 is the source of this 563-nucleotide messenger RNA. NCBI's taxonomy places the organism in Eukaryota, Viridiplantae, Streptophyta, Zygnematophyceae, Desmidiales, Closteriaceae. The record is from the annotation of a GenBank genome assembly.